AAAUUAUAUACCAUUGAGAUAAUUGAAAAUAAGAGAUAAAUACAAUUCUAUUCAUAUUUUUUUAUGGUAUUAGAGCUAAAUCUCUAAAAAACUGAUCCUAUGGCUACCAUUACCUAAUGUUCUUCCUUCGAUAUAACUCUUGUUCCCGAAACUGUCACUCUCUCAAAUCUUGGCAGUUCUGAUUUCUUUGUUCCCCCUCAUCACUGUUCACAAACUCUUGGGUCCAAAUUAUGUUCAAUGGUCUCAAUUAGUUUUGAUGUACAUGCGAGGUAAAAUGAGAGACGACUAUAUCAUUGGAGUUAUAGUUGCACCACCUAAGGAAGACCCCAAAUUCAAAGUCUGGAUUGCUGAGAACAACAUGGUGAUGUCAUGGUUAAUCAAUUCCAUGAUGUGGAAAUUGGCAAAAAUUAUGUUCUACGACACGGCUAAAGAGAUUUGGGAUGCAACCAAGGAAACUUUUACAAACAAAGGAAAUACAUUGGAAUUAUUUGGGGAAGAAAACAACCUCAAUGAUCUUUGUUAAAGAGACCUUAAUGUCACCUGAUACUUCAAUUUGUUUUAUUGUCAAUGGCAACAACUAGAUCGGUUUGAGGUUUAUGACUAGGAAAGUCCUAAUGAUAGCCUAAAAUACAAGAGUAUCAUAGAGAAGAAAUGCGUAUUCAAGUUUUUGAUGGGGUUAAAUCCAAGCCUCGAUGAAGUUUGCAGUCAUAUAUUGGGGAAAAAGCCUUUGCCAUCACUUCAAGAAGCCUUUUUUGAUGUUCGCGUGAAAAGAGUAGGAGGAAGCUAAUGCUUGUAGGGCAAACAAGUGACUCAAACCAUCCAAUCUCAAUUUCAAAACUAUCAAACACUAUUAUUGGAAUAGGACUUAGAUUCGGGGAAGACGAUUGGCAAUGUGUUAGAGCUCGAGUUUACGUGAAGAAGAAGAGAGGAGGCAAGAAGGCAGAGCUGAAAAAACAAGCUGAGGAGUUAGCUGACAGUAACGGUGAAGACAUCACUGGAAAGGCCAUUAUACUAACAGAGUGCUACAAUUCCAAAACAGGGGGGAACAAUAUCGUUGAUGAUUUUGGUGAGCAGUCUGGAGGGACUCCAGAUGGCAGCAACUCAGGAGCAGCAAAAGCAACAGACAGGCAGCAAAAGUAUGGGGAUCUGCUGGAAAAGAAUGGCACCUUAAAAAUAUUAGAAGCUGAGCUGGCGCAUGAGGAUUGGUGUAGUCACAGUGAGGAGACAAAUGAUAAAGGCUGGGCAAGAAAAGGAAUGGGGGAUACGGAAGAAAAGAAGAAGGAAUAGGAGGAGAGGACCAGCCCCUGAGUAGCUGGAAAAUUUGUGGCGUAUUAGUGUUUAUGUUCAUGUUUUGAUUGUGCGGCUUUUAUGUAGGAUUUCUGGAUAUUAUGCAGUUGUGUUAUUUUGUUAGAGCAGAUGUGCUCUUGAACCUUUAUUGAUUUAUGAUUGCCAAGUUUAUGGGAAUGUGAUCAUUUUAUUAA
Messenger RNA from Mangifera indica (mango), 1481 nucleotides. RefSeq lists its product as uncharacterized. The record is from RefSeq and is a predicted model, not a curated record. The coding region runs from base 787 to 1287 and encodes 166 amino acids. NCBI's taxonomy places the organism in Eukaryota, Viridiplantae, Streptophyta, Magnoliopsida, Sapindales, Anacardiaceae. The transcript is spliced from 2 exons.